AUGGGCAUGCCCGAACGCAAAAAAGGCUAUCCGAGAUACUCUUUGGUUCCCUCUCAAGCAAGGCUAGAGUCAAAGGAGGAACUCUCGACUCAAAUAGGUGUGAUAUCGAAGUGGACUCAAUUGUCUAAUAUCUUCUCUUAUGCUAUUAUUUCGUCGAGUACUCAAAAUAAGAUGAACAAGCGAGAGGAAAGAACCUCACAUAAGCAAGCAGUCCGGCUGAUUUCUCCUCUUCUGACUGCCCUUCUUCAGGCACAACCAUACCUUCUGGCAAUGAAAUUGGAUUUAUCCCCGCUCGAUUUCUUUCUUGUAGUCAUCGCCGGACCUGAGCUCUUCCCCCUAAAUCCUUUCUAUUGCGGCUUUCGAGCUACUCGCUACUAUAGUGACAAAAGUCCAGUUGACGUAGCUCCUUUCCCCUUUGGCCAAGCUAGUAAAGUACCUCAUUCUAUCAUUUCUUACUUGACUUUUUUGACUGUAGCGGUUACGGCUAGACUACUUUGCUCAGCCACUCCUUGCUUCAUUUUUGAAUGGAAAAGAAAGGCUAUUUUCAAUUACGGACUUAGGGACCCGUGUCAAAAAGAUGUCUUUCGCCCUGAGAUAGAUUUCUUUCUCAGAUCCUCUAUAUAUUAUACAUUGGUUCAAGAAGGUCCUUCCAAACUGGAUCAUCCCACUCACUGUCUGUGGGGUAGGAGGUUGUCACCGACAGAGCGCAAUUACAUCAUAACUGAAAGAGAAGGACUCACAUGGUACAUUUUGUACAGAAGUUUCGACAUUAGCUAUUAG
This is a messenger RNA of Vicia faba (fava bean), 780 nucleotides long. The record is from the annotation of a GenBank genome assembly. Lineage: Eukaryota; Viridiplantae; Streptophyta; Magnoliopsida; Fabales; Fabaceae.